GCGCGACGCAACACGAGAUUUUGCGAAAGAAAUGUGCAGAGGGUAAAGAUGCGAGGAGCUCAAUGUCACCGAGUUUGAUCAUCAUUUACAGACACAAAAGGAGGUUUUACCCGCCGGAAAUAGUUAGAUCUGUGAAUAAACGUCAACCUAUAGUCUGAGGGAAUUCUUUCAGAGGUGUCCAAAUCUCCACCCUCUUUUCCCUCUGUAGUAGCUUAAUGCCUUGUAGUUCAUCAUGGCCACCCAGGUUUGUAAAGUGAUGGAGCUGAUGCUGCGCUCUCCUUACUGCCACAUUGCCAGAAGUAGACACUGCUUACCAAAGGCAGUGUUGGCCCCUGUGGGGUGUGAUCGUGGGAUUCCUGUGCUUCACAGAAGGUCUUUCAGCCUGGACUCUAUGGGUCUAGGUCGGCCCUCGCUUGGUCCAAGUUCCCAGCUGCCUUGUUUAGAGAAAACGUCAGCGCUAACACAAAGAAACUUAUCUGCAGCAGCUGUACAGGGCCAGUUUCGUCCUUUGAGCAGUUUUGACUAUCUGGAUCUCGGGACGUUAGAGGAGAAUAUACGUCAGGCUCAGGCUUUUAAAAAUAAAAGACAAUUCAUCGUGGACCCACAUCUGGCUAAUGUGGUAGCACAGCAUUUAGGACCUGAUCUACGGGAUAGUAAAGCUGUUAUCUUGGAAUGUAACCCAGGUCCGGGAGUGUUGACAAAAGCAUUAUUAAACGCUGGUGCUCAAAGAGUUGUAGCUCUUGAGGGUAGCGAAGUCUUCUUAAAUAAUUUGCAGGAGCUGGAGGCACAGCUUGAUGGUCAGCUGAAAGUGGUUCACUGUAACUACUUUAACCUCGACCCCAUCGGUUCUGGCAAGUUGGGCCCUGGAACUAUGUUCUCUGACAAACUGUUCACUGACCUGGGAAUAUCAGAGGCUGCUUGGAAUGAUGAUGUCCCAGUGAAGGUGGUGGGAAUCCUGCCCCGUAGUAACAUGCGUGGCUUUCUGUUGAAGACGGUUUAUGCUUUGUUCGAGCGACUUUCCAUUUACAGAUACGGAAGAAUAGAGCUCAACCUCUUUAUUUGCGAGACGGAGUACAUGAAAAUGAUGAGUCGUCCUGGUGACAAGCUGACCUACAAGGCCUUUGGUGUCCUCUGGCAGAUGGCUUGUGAUAUUGAACUCCUGCAUACGGAACCCUGGGAAUCAUUUGUGGUGUCUUCAACAUCAAAUAGCCCUAGCUUUAAGAGAAAGCUUUUAGGCAAGCGCUUGUGCCUGGUGCGGCUGCGUCCUCGUGCAGACCUCUUCUCUGCAGGCCUAAAUCCCUCCAGUGCUUCAACCCUACUGGUGAUGGUGAAACAGUGCAUGGUGAAGAGGAAGGCCAAGCUCAUUGACAUGCUCAAUGUCUGGUCUCCUGAUAGUGGGAGUAAGCUGUUAUCAGAGUUAAACCUGCCAGAGGACAUCUGUACAGGCAACGUAUUCCCAAAGGACUAUCUUCGACUGUUCCAGCUGAUGGAGAAGAGUCAGGAGUUCAGACAUAGCUGGCUUUAUGGUGAAGCCUUGGAGAACUCACAAAGGCAGGGCUGGUUGUGAAAUACAAACAGGUCAUAGACUUAAUGAGAGGAAUCACAUGAUGUGUAAAACAUUUAUAAAAUAAAUGAAUUUAAAUGUUAUGUAAUAAAGUGAGCAUAAAGAUGCAUACAAAAAUGUUUAACUAAAAUAAUUUAUGAACCUAUUACGGUAUACAUGGUUUUGUUACUGGAAUGGUUUAAACCAAGGACGUUUUUUUAGUCCGGGACUCCCAAACUGAUGGAGAGACAAAUCAAGGCCCCCUACACAUCUACACAGUGUGUGUGUAAUGUCAGUGUAUACACGUCACUGACAGAAACACAUGACCAUUGAUUUGUAUUACUGGAUUGGACUUGGCUCGCUGGUUGCUAGCUACAACGAUGUUUGUACCCAGGAGCUACGUUAUACACUGAAGAACAUCAGCUAGUUGUCUGUGAGGCUUUGUCCUGAAGAGACACACUUGUUGUUGUAUUCUUAUUUUUUUUGCUCGGUUUUAAUAAAUGAUGGUUUCAAAAAAAGCUGAGGAAAUUACAAAUGUUCUGGUUAGCAGAAAGUGAGGUUAAAUAAAUUACUGAUGUAAAAAAAAA
Messenger RNA from Austrofundulus limnaeus, 2130 nucleotides. RefSeq names its product transcription factor B2, mitochondrial (gene tfb2m). NCBI's taxonomy places the organism in Eukaryota, Metazoa, Chordata, Actinopteri, Cyprinodontiformes, Rivulidae. Bases 233 to 1567 code for a protein of 444 amino acids. Gene Ontology annotation, cellular component: mitochondrial matrix. The transcript has 10 exons. Gene Ontology annotation, molecular function: mitochondrial transcription factor activity; rRNA (adenine-N6,N6-)-dimethyltransferase activity. The record is from RefSeq and is a predicted model, not a curated record. Gene Ontology annotation, biological process: transcription initiation at mitochondrial promoter; rRNA methylation.